Linepithema humile (Argentine ant) is the source of this 9962-nucleotide messenger RNA. NCBI's taxonomy places the organism in Eukaryota, Metazoa, Arthropoda, Insecta, Hymenoptera, Formicidae. The record is from RefSeq and is a predicted model, not a curated record.
GCGAGCACUGAAAUAUUGAAUUUGGACUCGCUGUUUCUUGCAUUUCUUUUACUUACCGAAAGUGAAUUUUGCGUGCAAAUGAGUGUCAGGAGGACUGAAUUGGACAAGAGGUAAUCAUCUACGACAGAUGGCGCUUCUUAUUUAUAGUAUUGAAAUAUUUGCCGUGAAAUAAGACGCGGGACGCACGCGCGGGACGCGCGCGCAUGACGUCAGAAAUACGUCACACUCAACCGUCCCCGGUGCGAUUUAUUCGCGAUCGUUCUGUGUUUCUCGCGCCUUUUUAUGCGGCAAAACGUAUAUAUAUUUCACAACGCGGUCAAGAAGUGUCUGGAAUGCCGAAUUGAACAAUGGACAAUCGUCUCAGUGUGUCUAUAAUUGUUUUUGGGUACGCGACUUUCGUGUGUAUUUAACGUUAUUUAUUCGUCCAACAAAUAUCGCAUGUGCCAUCCGCGACACGAAAAGCAUCGAAAAGCAACAAAAACAUCGAAAAAUCGCUAUGAUAUAUUUAUGAAUGCAAGUGAUGUCGUUUGCCUGAGAUAUUCGCGUCCGCAUAACAAAUAUGGCGUAGUCAAUAUGUGUUAAACGCUCUCCGGUUCGUUUCGAAUUUUCGCGUCUUUUUAUCCGUCGGAAAUGAAUUUCGCAUGUAAAGCAUCCGGAAUGUCGAAUUAAAUAUCGGGCGAAACGCGAGUGAAUCAAUGAAUUAGUGAAAUAAUAAAGAUUUUAGUUUUACGAAACACGAAUAAAAUAAUGAACUAAUAAACCGUAUUUAAUAAGUGCAUGAAAAAAAGUGAUCAAGAAUGUCACAUAAUACAUUCACGAAGACGUCUGGAGCGAAAAAGUAACCUGGAGCAGAAAAAAAUAAAGCAAUCAGUAACGGAAAGGAGUAAGAUACAUCUGUACAUUCAACAGCGCAUCGACCGAUUUCGAAUAGACAACACAGAUCACAUAAUCGAUGUGAACAAAAAUAAUGCAGCGUUCGAGUACGAUCAGGUCAAUCUAAUAUGUCCUGUGUACCCGGACAUGUAUGUCGAUGAUGAUACGGAGAAGUACAUCAUCUAUAAUGUGUCCAAGGAGGAGUACGAGACAUGUCGGAUAACGAAUCCCAGUCCGCGAGUAAUAGCGGUGUGCGACAAGCCGCACAGAAUGAUGUACUUUACCAUCACCUUCAGGCCGUUCACGCCACAACCCGGGGGCCUCGAGUUCCUCCCGGGCCACGAUUACUACUUCAUCAGCACCUCGUCCAAGGACGAUCUCCACAGGCGCAUUGGCGGACGGUGCACCAGCCACAACAUGAAGGUCGUCUUCAAGGUCUGCUGCAACAACGAGGCCGAAACCUCCUCCUCGGCGACAUCGCGUAACAACUCCGUAGCCGUGACCAGCAGCACCGUGCCCAGCAGCAGCUCGACAAGCACCGCGGUUUUGGGCGGUGGAUCCCCCAGACUGCCGCCCCCGCAGCAGCCGACCGUCCACAGGGGCGGAGAUUAUUUCUACCCGGUGGGCACCAACGUUCAUCAUCAUCACGAUCAUCAUCAAGCAGGCACGGCGGCGCCGACUCACGUGCCCCCGCAGGUCAUCUACCCUCCGCAUCCGCAUCAACCGCAGCCGCCGAUUCACAAUGGAUCGCCGUCCUCGCCGCCGAUCACGCCGCCCAAGACCUCGACAGGUCAAAAGAAGAAGAACAACGAGUACUCAAACCAUCCGAACGAGGUGGUGAAAAACGAGGAACUGACGUACAACGGCGCGAGUUCAUACGACUCGCGAGUCCGAUACGCACAGAGUCUGAUUCUGGCGAUGAGCAGCAUGCUGAUGAGCGCGUUGCUGCAGCAGCUGCUGCGGUGAAGCGACAGCACCGACCAUGUACGAGAGCAUCGUAUAUCCCAUGCGUCGAAACCCCUUCUUCUGUGAUUAUCCUACGUUUAAUUGAUUUCUUGAGAGACGCGCGAGGCACACACGCGCGUUCCUCGGCCGUCCCUCGAUCGUAGUGAAACGCACGAUCCACGGUCGCGCCGACUCGAGAGACAGCAGAGAAGAGAGAAGUUGACGGAGAGAGAGCGAAAGACAAGACGAAGAGCGAUAGAGAGACAAUGUCGAGAGAAGAGACACGCACGACACACGAGCGGCAACGCCAUAUUAACUACAAUUAACGAACCAGCGGGGUCCCAGGGUGUAAUACGGCAUUAUGACAAAGAUGACGAGGGUUAUAGAAACGAGAAGUAGGAGAGAAAACGGAGAAAAAAAAGCCGGAAAGAAGAACGCUACUACUAGACACUACUUAUAAUACACGCCCACUAUUAUCACUACUAUAAAUGGUAGUCGUAUUGGUUGUCCUUCUUAUCAUUAUGCUAACUGUAGGUAUUUAUUCAAAUAUGUGAAAGACGAGAGCGCGGGAGUCGUGGCAGCGUGCUAAGUAUCCUCGAGCGAGAACGAAACGAAGAGAAUGUCUAGCGUGUACUAGUAGCAGAGCUACGAUGCGAAUCCGUCAAAUCUUUGAUUCAAAGCGCCGCGAAUUCUCAAAUUCAGGAAAAAAUGUCGCGUGUUGGCUCGGUUAACGACGACGAACGGUCCUUCGUUAAGGGGUCCUCGCCCGGGACCGGCAAGGACAUAGCUUUUUCUGAGCGCAAUCGUCCGAAUGCGCCGUGCUUUGAAAAAAAAGAGUACCUGAAAAUCCUUGUAUGUUUUUCGGUUCGCGGCCGCAAAACGGUAAUAAUCCGGAACGAUUGCGAUCUUUAUCGCGAAAGCCUCCCGGAAAUCACGUAAAAACUUCAACUCAAAGUUGCGAUGCACAGUAGUUCCUCGAUAAUCGGACGACUCGCCGGGCAAAGAAUCGAAGAAUGAAAAGAUUCGUAUGGGAAUAAUCGUGUUUCUUGCGCGACGUUUAAGUUCGGACCGAUCGCUGCAUCCGUCCGGCCGAUCGCAGGACGCCGAGGACGAAGGAUCAUUCGAGUUCGCGUGCGACAUCGUGAGUAGGAUAAUUAGCACGCGUGUAAAUAAAUUCCUAAUGAAUAUGUACAAGUGGCUCCCGCGGCCGCCUUUGCCGACGGGCAGCGGACGGCCGGGGAGAUUUAAGAAAGAGUGCCGUAUUUCUAGGUAAAAUCUUAUAAUAUGAGACGAAAGAGAGGAAGUGUGUGUCGGAGAAAGUAUGAACGAAAGUAUGUGUAUUAUGCGAUUAUUGUGCGAACUGUGUGAGAGGAUCGUCGAACAAAGCAAAUCUCCGUCACGAUGGUCUAAUUAUUGUCGCAAGUCAACGACGAACACAUAGCGUAUAUCGUUGACUCGAGCUGUUGAAUAAAGAAGAUAGCGGAAAGAAAGAGCGAGUGAGAGAAUAGAGAAUAGCGCGCGAGAGAGACUGAGCCGCGAAUCGAAUAAGAGAAUAGAUUUGUAUAAUAGCUGUACCAUACCGAGACUUCUAUCUAUAGAUCUGUAUUAUAUUUAUUAUCCGCUAUCAUUACGCUACGAAUAUUCAACACUCGAUAUUCUAUAUUUGCUAGUGAAACGUCAAAUUUAAUAGCGAACAAAUUAAUGUACCGCUGGCGCUGGGGGUGAAGCGGUGAUCGCGGCACGAACGAACCCCCUGGGCCAAUCCCCGUCGUUUGUUGUUUUCCUCGUUCUUCAUUUCAUUCUAAUCAUUGUACACGAAUAAUAUUUCCAUUGCCCGUUCGAUCAUGUUUUCUGAUUUAUUGACUUUUUUUGUUUUCUUUUAUUAUUAUUCUAUUUAUUAUUCACUACCAGAAAAAGACUCGAGCGUGCGUAUCAUCGCAUGGGCGCGUAUACACGUUUCAUGCCAUACUUUAUCAUUUACGCAAUAUUCGGCAGCAUCGUGCGCGUUGAGAGCGGGAUCGCGUAUACGCGCGCUCGUUACGCGCACACGAGGACGAAGGACGAAGCAGUGAGUAAUUUUUCGUUCGUGUCGGCCAGAAGGGAAUAUUGCAAGCGCGACUGCACUAACGAAUUAUUGUAAAUACGAAUUUAUGCGGGAAGUGAGUACCGUGUCGAGAGGAUGUGUGAGUGUAUAUGUGUGUGCGUGCAAGAGCGAAAGAGAAAGAGAGAUCCUUAUUCAGAAUCCUUAGAUAGCGAAACGGGAAUCCUUAAGAAACGUCGAAGGUUGCAUAACACGGUCCGACUCGCUUUCAGAAAUUUAAUUCACGGUACAUCGAACUCUACUUGCGUCUGCGACCGCGAGAGCAGCACUUUGUUUGCGAUCAAUCGAGAAUUGUGAACACAGCGGAUAUUCAGCUACAUCCGAAUAACAUUAUCCAUGUAGUAUUGUAAAUUUAGGUAUCACAUCUCCGCUACUCACUCUUGUCCGUUCGCCUGUUUGUAUUUAUACUCCUUGUGUGUUGUAUCCUUGCAAUUGCGACGAGCGAAUCGAUCGACGCAAAUCUUUCACGAUUCCAAUCGCUUAUUAUUCCGAAACUCAUAUAUAUUACUUUUUUUUUAGGCAAAACGCAUUCGCAGACAAUUAUCGUGUCACAAAAUAUUCAGUGUUUAUCAGGAUAAAAACUCAUUUGCGUUACAAAACUGAUUUUCCGGCUUGAAAUCUCCUGAUAGCAUUUUAAAAUCUUGUUUUGCGGGACUUGCGGGAAAAUUUCACUUUGCGAACGCUCUCGCACGUUACAAUCGCAUUGUUGGGAAUCGUGAAAAUAUUGGAGACGAUAGACCGCGAGUCGCAAUUACUGCUUCAAAUCACGAUGAAGGAAGAAAAAUGCCGCUUGGAUCGAUUGUUUGCGUAAAGUGCGAUAUACGCAGAGGCAGGUGGAAUCACGUGAAUGGUACUCAUUCGCACGGGCGAUAAGUGAAUGCGCUAUAACAGUAAUAUAGACUCGAAGUAUUCGACAAUUCUAGAAAAUAGACAAGGUCACUCACUGCAAAUUCAUUUUUUCUUUUUUAUUUUAUUUCCCUUUUUCUUUUGUUUCGUUUCCGCCUCCCACCCGCAUCUACACACCACAUCACGUUCCAUGCCUGCAGAUUGCACGACGUGAGGCGUCCUGCUGCUGAUGAAAAAAAAAAUGUAUUUUUUUAACAACAGAUAGAACGUAUCUCCGGUGGGUUUGUUUGUUCAGAGACAUAUGUAAAUAGAUGUAACGUGUAUACAUGCGGAUCUAUACCGCCGUGUUAACGAGUCAGAUCUAUAUUGCAGUCCGCGCGAUCUGUGGACCUGUCGAUGCAGUUUAAACACGUGUAAAUAAACGUCCGAAGUAGAAUUAAAAGGAAAAAAAAGGAAAGAAAAAAAAGGGAAAACGAGAAAACAGGAUACGCUUCACGUCUAUCCCGAGGAAAACCCCAAGUUCCCCGCCUGCUGUUACGUUCGACACUUCAUUUACGUAAUCAUCCACUCGUGUGCGUGUGUAAGAACAAGAAAGGAUGCCCGACGAGGUACGCGCGGGUGUCCCUCGAGCGAAUGAGAGACGUCGCGCGUAUUCUCACUCACAUUAAGGAAAAAGAAACUUGUUCCUCUCUUCUCAAGAUCGACGGUAAAAUAUCCACCGCGCCGACGAUAAGCGGCCGCGCGGCUUAUAAUGAAUUAAUUGAUUAACGUAAAAGAGCGAGGAUAAAGUGAAUUUCGUAGAUAUGCAUCUUUGUAAAUAAACAAAUUAACGGUUAAUAACGAUAAACACGAUGAAAUUUAUAUUAAAAUGCAUAGCGAAUACGAGAUAGGUUUCUAAUAACGAUUUAUUAUAAAAAUUAAAAAAAUGAAUGUAUGUUGAUGUCUAAGAUUUUUAACAAGAUGGAAGACACACACGGGGCGGUUAAUUAUAAACUAUGAUUAAACUAUUCAUAACCGAAGACACACGAGUACUAAUUAAAGCAGGUUCGAGUGCGGAGCAACACUUAGCCAGAUCGUGAUUUCUCAUGUUGCAUAUAUUAUUUUGUAACCGGAGCGUACAGGAUUCAUACAUUCUCGACAUCACGGCUAUCAUACGCGGUAUUUCAUCUUAAAAUUAAAGUUGAAACUUUUGGCACGAGCAAAACACUACAAUAACAGAUAAAUUCAAACAAAAUUUUAAUUAUCUUCCUUACGCUAAUUGCGAUAUAUCUCGAUAACUGUAUUUGUAGAUUAGUUUUGUUCGAUCUGAUCGCGUAAUUCGACGCAUUUUUAUAACAAUUUAUAGCAACAGAUGCGCAUUAUACAUUUUUAUGAUCAUUUCACCGAGUGCCGAGUGUAUUUUGUGAAUAAUUUUUAAAAGAUCCCUCGUUUUCGCGCCGCCGCAUAUGGUAUCCUUGGAUCGGGAACCUUAUAGAUUGCGUGUGUUCACCAGUAUGCACAUUCAAUACAGUACCAGUCGUUUCAUUACAGAAAGCAUUACAGAAUACAAUACAAAGUAGCGUAGCGUUCAUAACGGUAGUCCACUGUAGCGAAAUAGUAUUUAAACAAGCGACCAUCAGGUUGCCAAAAAAAAAACAGGAAAAAUGCCAUAAUCAACCAAAAAAAAUUGCAGAUAACAGUACGUAAAAGAGGGGAUUUUUUCACAGAGAGAGAGAGAGAGAGAGAGAGAGAGAGACAUAUAGACACAAGAUACACACUAUGUCACAUAGCACGGAGCUAUCGCGAAACUGUGCGAUGCAGCGAGAGAUUGCAUACGCGUGAUAAGGAGAGAAAGAGAGGGAGAGAAUGGGGCGAUGAGAGAGAUAGAGUACGUGAGUAAGAGCACAAAGAUAAGGUGAAGCACACGAUAUAUCUAAAGCUGCAUUCAUGUAAGCGCAAUGUGCACGCACGCAGCGCAAUGCAUGAAAGACGAGGGGCGGGCAAGAUGUACGUGGUCCUACGCGAGGAAAAAAAAAAAAGAGAGAGCGUAGGCUCGUCGGUGUUACACAAUUUAUGUAGGUAUAUUCUAUAUGUAUGUCGAUAUAUAGCAAAGUAUAUCGAUGGCAAACGAAAGUAAUUACAAAGAAGGAAGAAGCGGGAAAAUCGUGCGUUAAGCUGAGGGACUAGCUGCAUCGUAUUUUGUUUCGAACGCGCGAAUCAUCCCUGUUCAUUGAAAGAGUUUGGAGACAAGGAUCAGGACGGUACGGAAAAAUCCUGAGAGCGUAGUAUUUUUUGCAAAAAUAAUACCGAUUGCAUUGAUGUUGAGAAUCACAGCUUGCUUAUUUCGUACUUUUUGUGAGAAUUUGUUAUCGCAACGAAUAAUAUAAAUUAGGAUUGCACAACUCUAGCAGUUAAGGAAAGAAGCAUUUAAUGUAUAUCAAUGUUUAUCUUCUAUAUAAAUAUUUAAUAGAAAUAUCUGUAAUUACGUUUCAUAAUGUUUUUGCAAUUUAUAGUAAAUUGAGAAUUCUUGCUCCAGAAUGCGGACCGUCCUGCCUUGCAAUCCUUCUGUUAGUACAAAAAAAAAAAGAUGAUCAAUGUAUGAUACACAGGAUCCACUCACAGGAUCAUUUGUGUCACGGACAAGAAACAGCAUCUGGCACUAGUUCGUCACUUCGAUAAUGCAAGCUCUAGUCUGUUUUUCUACUUUAAUUGUUCGUUAGUUGGUCAGGAAAUGUCCUAAAUUUGGCAAGAGAAAGUCCGCUUCGUAAAAUAUAUAAAUUUUAUCAUAAUACGUACAAUAAGAAGCACUUUAUUGAAAGGAAGAAUGUUACGUUGUACAGAGAGGAUCUCUCGGAAAGAUGAUUUAUACUCGAGCAUAUUAGCAACUAUACAUAUCGGUCUCAAACAUGUUGAACAUUUUAUUGGCCUCAAAUCGUUCCUAAAUUUUAUUUAUUCAAUUUCUUCUCGUCUUAAUUGAAUGUUUAAAUCUGAUCUUUAUAUAUUACGACGUAAGAAGAGGCCUAGCAAUUUUCAUCUAAAAGAAAUGUUUUACAUCACAGUAUUUCUGCUAUUGUUACUAAAUCUAUAAUUAAAACACGCUACUAACAAAGCUCAAAUAAUUUUUUUCGAGAUAGUGUAUAUGUAAUAUAUUUUUCAUUGCGCGGAAUAUGAAUGAAUUGACAAUUGUCCCACAAUCUACUCGAGAAGCAAUUACUGAAAUAAAAACUGCCAUAUUCAAUAGUUACUGUCAAUUUCUAGUUCAGCGUUUGAUAUGUUAUUAGCAAGGGAAAGAGACAGGUGGAAUCCGAAACAAUUCAUAACAAGACCAAUGAUUGUCUCAGUACGUCCUAAGAAUAAAGAGAUAUGUUUUUCACAAGUAUAACUAGUACCGCAUGCGUUUUAUAAAACAACGAAUCUUUUAUUGAUAAAUGACUCGUUUUCGCUGGAGGCUAUGCAAUACUUUGUACAUCCGAGGUUUAUGGCAAUCUACUAGAAAGUGCGAUGUAUAAUACCGUCGUAAUCUUAAGUUCACUUUGAUAGAAUUUUAGAGAAAAUAACGGACGAUGAAUAUUUUUCACACACGCAACUAUUCUCGCUUCCGAUUUUUCUUUACACGAAUACAAUAAAAGUAAAGAUUCGCUUUAUUCGUAAUUUGUGAGAUCUGUCUUCAAUUGUUGUAUAGAAAAUUGUGCAAUAAGCAGAAACAAAUAAUUGUCACAAGAAUAGUACGUGCGUUUUUUACAUAAAAUAAUUUAUUCUCUCUUGUAUUGUAUAUCUGGUGAAAAUUCAAUUGCAUUACGCUUACAGGCAUUUAAUAUCGUUUUAGGCAGACAAACGCGCGCAAUGAAUGUUAAAUAUCUCAUUGGAAUAAAAUACCGAUCCAUAUCUAACGUGCAACGAGCGUCAAUUGCACACCAAAAAACGCAUCUCUCCCUAAUCAUUGUAAUUCUUGCGUUAUUUUUCCGACAACGAACGGGAACCAUACAAGCUGUAUAUCGAACGGAGUCGGGCAAAAGUAAUAUUUCCAAUAGCAAUAAAAUAAUCAUUCGAUCAAUAAUGACUUUGUGCAAUAAAACAAACGUACAUACGAUAUAUUAAUUACAGUCGGAUAUCUGUAAAAAAAAAAGACUCCCUUUAUCGCGAUAAGAGUGAAUAAAAGAAUAGGUGAUUUAUCGAUCACGAGAAACGGAACGCCCAACUCCGCUCCGAGCGUGGAAAAAGCGUUGUCGGAUUCAAGCGGUUCUGUCAAAUGCGAGGCUCAUUUAUUAUUAGAUUCUAGAUUAAAGCGACUCUUUGAUACUUUGAUAAAUCUGGCUGGUUUCCAAGACGAGUGAAUUUACGGAGGAAAGACUGGUGAUCAGCGGAGACAGAAAAAGCGCUACGCUUGUAUAAUUUACACACAUUCGUACCAACCGCGUCAAAGGCUGAAACAAUUAAAUGAGACACUGUCGAGAAGAGAAAAAAAAGGGGGAUAAAGGAUUCAAACGCGCGGUAAAAAGAAAUAAACAGAAUUCGCCGAAUAGAAGUCCUCCGCCUCGAGGAAAUUAACGUUGCGAUAAACAGGGAGAGAUUUAAUUGAGCGUAUUUUUGCGAAAGACGAUGUCGCUCGAAGACCCUCAGAAAGCAAAAAGAAAAAAAAAUGAAAAAAAAAAACGCACCGAACAGCACCCUUACGAUUUGGAGAGACGGCGAGAGAUAGCCACGGUGGAAAAAAAAAGAACGACAGAACGGAAGAGGGGUGUGCCACCCCAUUAAGGCCUAUAUAUCGCACUCGUUUGAAAACUUAUCGCAAGAAUGCACACGAAGUAGCGUACACUUGCUGUACUACUGUUUGUUGACUCGAAUAAAUAUGCGAAUUAAAAAAUCGGUUUGGUUUAUAAGUACACGAUGAGUCCAGGAUUCGCGCGAGCAGAACGCUAAUGAACGCCCGGGGAAGUGAAACCGGACUUGUUUCGCGAAAUGUGCGUGUAUUAUUUGUGCGAAAUAGUUUGAAUUGAAAUGGUAUGUAAAAAAAUGCAGAGAGAGAGAAAGAGAGAUAGAGAGAGAGAGAGAGCAGUUUCGGACGAGCAUGAGCGUUCCAUGCGGCGCGCGACAUUGUUAUUAUACGAUCGUACUCAAGAUGGCAUGGUAUACAAGACUAAGAACAAGACCUAAAAUAGGGACAUAAUAUUUUAUAACUCAACUUUUGUACAGAAUAAAUAAAUACUUGUACUGUGGA